AUGCAGGUUGAUCGAUUCCAGCACUCAAUUGCAGCUACUUGGAGCGGCUUCAAUUGCGGACAUACAAUGGCCUAAGCUCAUUGUUGCACUGACUUCGACUUUGUAGCAAAUCAAUCGAUCCAUGGGUUUGCAAAGCCGUUUCAAGUUAGCACGUCAUUUUUCACAUUCUUUGUCCUUGCGUUCGGGAUGCCACCGUCACAAUUGUUUAUCGAGCGUAUAAAUAUCGUCUCCCCCCUUCUGACACCAUCAACUUGAACAUCAAGAUCAUCCGCCCAUCUGAUUCCGCGCCUCUCCAUAUCCAAUUCUUACUCUUGAUCACGAUGCAAACUGCGGUCGGUCGCCCGAUUCCCCAAAGAGGCAUGGCAAAAGCUAUAUCCUUCACUGGUGGCAACCGCUCAGAGGCGAUGGCAGUCCUUAAAUACUACUUGCAGAAUAUCACGCCACAGGAAUUACAUGCGCGGAUUACAACUGCCUUGUCCAAUCGAAUGCUUCUCUCAACGGAUAUUGAGAAUUUUCUCUCCGGGCUAGAGGGUAUCGGUGUCGUAACUUCUAGCGCUCAUGCUGCUGUGAGGGACAAUGUGUUCAGGCACUGCCUGCGCUGUCACCAGCUGUAUAUGGAACGCGAUAACAGACCCGGUUCCUGCAUUAUUCCCCACAUUCCGCAAACGCCUGCUGGAACGGAAAUAAUGCCCAAGGUUCGGAUCGCGUGCUGCGGGGCUGAUCUGAGCCUGAGCGUUACGCCGACAUCGGCACAUUUCGUGGGACGUCACACGACGUCAAUGCAGAACGUGGAAUAUAAUGCGAUUAAUGUCAAGACGUGUGCUGAAAAGAAGUGUGCUGGGAACUUGAACGUUUCCGUGCUUGCGGAGGGGAUAUGACAUGAGAACGACUCGGACGGGGGAGGCCCAUCGAUCAGAUUGUCGCUGGGUUCCUUGUAGUUGUUAUGAAUCCAUGACAU
This is a messenger RNA of Suillus clintonianus, 958 nucleotides long. RefSeq lists its product as uncharacterized. The record is from RefSeq and is a predicted model, not a curated record. The transcript has a single exon. NCBI's taxonomy places the organism in Eukaryota, Fungi, Basidiomycota, Agaricomycetes, Boletales, Suillaceae. The coding region runs from base 321 to 878 and encodes 185 amino acids.